Messenger RNA from Lycium barbarum (goji berry), 1700 nucleotides. Its product is annotated as sugar transport protein 8-like. Lineage: Eukaryota; Viridiplantae; Streptophyta; Magnoliopsida; Solanales; Solanaceae. The transcript has 4 exons. The coding region runs from base 67 to 1527 and encodes 486 amino acids. Gene Ontology annotation, cellular component: membrane. The record is from RefSeq and is a predicted model, not a curated record. Gene Ontology annotation, molecular function: monosaccharide transmembrane transporter activity. Gene Ontology annotation, biological process: monosaccharide transmembrane transport.
CAGUGUGUAAAAUACUUUACAGAGAAUUAUCUUUUAAAAUUUGGGAUUUCUGAAAAGAGAGUAAAAAUGUCUGCUGAAAAGAAUAAUUCUAAAGUCACAAUUUAUGUGUUCUCAUGUUGGAUCUUAGCUGCCUUUGGUGGUCUCAUGUUUGGUUAUGAUAUUGGUAUUUCAGGAGGAGUUUCUGGCAUGGAUGAUUUUUUGAUAAAAUUUUUCCCAAAUGUGCAUGAAAGAAAGAAACAUGUCAAAGAGAAUAACUACUGUAAAUAUGAUGAUCAAUAUCUCCAACUCUUCACUUCAUCCUUGUACUUGGCGGCUCUUGUUGCGAGCUUUUUUGCUUCAAAGGCCGCCACUAAAUUAGGGAGAAGGGUUACCAUGUUGAUGGCUUCAAUUGUUUUCAUCGCCGGAGCUGGCUUGAGUGCCGCCGCGAAUAACAAAGUGAUGCUCAUUUUUGGUAGAAUUUUGUUUGGUAUUGGUGUUGGCUUCGGAAAUGAGACUGUUCCACUAUUUCUAACUGAAGUAGCACCAAUCCAACACAGAGGAGCUGUGAAUAUUCUCUUCCAACUCUUUGUGACAAUAGGAAUAUUCAUUGCAAAUCUUGUCAACUUUGCAACCUCAAAAAGCCAUCCAAAUGGUUGGAGAUUAUCACUUGGCUUUGCAGCUAUCCCUGCAGCGGUUCUUCUUAUCGGUUGCUUUGUGAUCACUGACACUCCAACGAGUCUGGUUGCGCGCGGCCAUGAGGAGAAAGGCAAGGCCGCGCUCAAGAAGCUCAGGGGUGUUAGCGAGGUUGAGGUUGAGUACCAAGAAAUCGUGAUGGCGGUUGAACAAGCCAAACAAGCUAAGAAUGCGUACAGGAACUUAGCGAAGCCUGCUAGCAUUCCACCACUUGUGAUUUCCAUCUGGUUGCAGAUCUUCCAGCAAUUCACCGGAAUCAACGCGAUUAUGUUUUACGCACCUGUCCUUUUUCAGACUAUGGGUUUCAAGACCAGUAGCUCACUUCUGUCCGCCGUCAUGACUGGACUUGUUAAUGUGGCCAGUACAUUUGUUGCAAUCUUCGUUGUUGACAAGGUUGGAAGGAAAAAAUUGCUCCUCCAAGCUUGUUGCCAAAUGUUAAUCUCUCAGGUGGCAAUUGGAUCUAUUUUGGCAAAACAUUUGAGUGCGACAGGAUCCUUGGAGGGGACACUGGCAAUAAUAGUGGUGCUUCUCGUGUGUACGUUUGUGAUGGCAUUCGCGUGGUCAUGGGGACCUCUUGGUUGGUUAAUUCCCAGUGAGACAUUCCCAUUGGAAACAAGGACAGCUGGUUUCGCGUUCGCGGUCAGCACAAACAUGCUCUUCACUGCUGCCGUUGCACAGGCUUUCUUGACUAUUCUCUGCACUAUGCAAGCCUACACUUUCUUCUUCUUCUCCGCUUGGAUCGUUGUCAUGGGAAUUUUCGCCAUCUUUUUCUUGCCUGAAACUAAGGGAAUCCCGAUUGAUGCCAUGGUGGAAAGAGCUUGGAUGCAGCACCCCAUUUGGAAGAAACUUUUCUAGAAUGCAUGGUUUUUAUCAAAUGGAUUAGAAUAUUACUUUUUGUGAUCAAAUUUGUAUUAGCUUCUUAUUUCUUCCAUUCUCCUUAUCUUCCUAUCCUUUUAUCAAAUUUUGUCUCCAGUUUUGUUCGUAAUAGAAUAAUAUCUAGAGAAGUUAGUGUCAUCUUGCUUAAUACA